Molecule: messenger RNA, 1092 nt
Organism: Uloborus diversus
Lineage: Eukaryota; Metazoa; Arthropoda; Arachnida; Araneae; Uloboridae
Product: substance-P receptor-like
Exons: 7
Coding region: 50-940 (296 amino acids)
Biological process (GO): G protein-coupled receptor signaling pathway
Cellular component (GO): membrane
Molecular function (GO): G protein-coupled receptor activity
Source: RefSeq, a predicted model, not a curated record
UUACGUCGCUAAUUUAGCAGUCGCUGAUUUUCUAAUAUGCGUCUUUUGUAUGGGGCCUCAUCUUCUAGGCACUUUAACUUAUCCAUUCUUUCUUAUGGGAGAAUUUAUGUGCAAAUUCAAUCCUUUUAUGCAAAUGACUUGUCUCACAGGUAGUGUUUUGACGCUCUCUGCCAUCUCGUGUGAUCGCUUUAUGGCGGUGAUGUUCCCUAUGCAAGUACGAAUUACGAAGCAGAGAACAUCAGUUGUUAUGAAAUGUAUCUGGAUAUUAUCCAUAAUAGUAGCUACACCAUUUUUAAUAAUCAAGAAACAUGUCGUAAUUAAGUGGCAUAAUUUUCUUGAACCAAGAUGUUGGGAACUGUGGCCUGAAGAGCACUACUACGACGAAUCAAUACAAGACUGCAGAAGCUACGAGCCCUUAAAAUCCAUCUACUACAUUGUUGUCACCCUGACUUUAUACUUCCUGCCUGUAGCCAUCAUGAUCACAGCUUACUCCCUUAUUCUGUGGAAAUUAUGGAUAUCAGAAGUACCUGGGGAACGCCAUGCUGCAAAUCUUAAUUGUCAAUCCAGAGCAAGGAAGAAAGUCAUUAAAAUGGUUUUUGUGGUUCUACUAGCAUUCAUUGUAUGUUGGAGCCCAUUUCAAUUUAUGGUGUUGUAUUAUGCGUACGGACAUAACCCAGACACGCAGAUUCCCCAAUGGCUUUUGAAGUUUGCUUGGUAUUCAUAUUACAUUGCUUAUGCCAACAGUUUCAUUAAUCCUAUUAUCUAUGGAAGCUUCAAUAAAACCUUUCGGGAAGGAUUUUGCAUAGUUCUCGGAUGCGGUUUACAAAGAGGAAGAUUUUCGAGACCAGAAAUUGUCUCAACUGCCUGUGCCUGUGAUAAGUGUACAUCUACAAAUGGAUGGAAAGAAAGAAGAAAGAGAAGUCAACAUGACGGCAGAUGAAACUUUUGUUUCAGACACGUUCAAGAAUGACGUUUACAACAGGAAUUACGUCCAGUCCUUCCCGUUAUGCAUCCAAGACCAUAAAUGGAACCGGCAAGAACACCUCUCAGAAAUCGACAGACAUGGAAAUGAGGCCAUUUAGAAGAACAUAC